This is a messenger RNA of Ilyonectria robusta, 3607 nucleotides long. RefSeq names its product ankyrin repeat-containing domain protein. Gene Ontology annotation, molecular function: protein binding. The transcript has 4 exons. NCBI's taxonomy places the organism in Eukaryota, Fungi, Ascomycota, Sordariomycetes, Hypocreales, Nectriaceae. The coding region runs from base 89 to 3514 and encodes 1141 amino acids. The record is from RefSeq and is a predicted model, not a curated record.
CAUUGACUCGGACCAUCGGACAGGCUUCUUCUUCAUCCGCUUUCUCUUUGUCUGUCUCCCUGGCUCCUAGGUUUGCCACACUGUCACAAUGCCUGUGGAUUGGAAGCGUUACGAAAAUGAUAUCAUCGAUCAAUACGUAAAUCGGGGAAAGAACAUCGAGCAAACUCUCGAAUACCUCCGGCAGACUUAUGGUGUUGAUGCUACCGUCAGGCAGUUCAAAUCCAAGUUUGGAGGCCUGAAAAAGAUACGCGCCGAUGAAUGGAAGGCGAUUUUUUCCGAGAUUCGACGGCGUGAGGCCCAGGGAAUCAAAUCUGAUGUGUAUCUCUUUGGUCGAAAGCUGUCACUUGAGCGCAUUGCAAGAGAGAAGCGUCGAUAUUUCAGGGAUUGCACAGUCCAGAAGUCCCAUGAGAUAGACUUGGGGAUCGGUACCACCGGCAUACAUCGUUUAGAAAUCCGCAAUCCACCCACAACGAACCUUGAUUUGGUCCAACAGGACGGUUCUCAUGCGCAUCAUGAACCUACGGCGGGCAUCGAGCUUCGAGGAGUUCAAGAUGCAGAACUAGAGAAAGAACCAACAGCUGAAAGUCUUUGUCCAGAUCCCGCGACUCAGUGGGACCUUGCAGAUAUCGAUCUAAGCACUCCUCGACUGGAUGAUCACACUGCACCUUUUGAUCUUGGAUCUCCCGACAACCUUGAGACGAGUAUUACCAGGUCUAGGAUGUCGCCGAGUCGGCGCUGCAGGGCUGCCACGGAACUGCAAUUCGGCAAUGAGCUUGGCCUCUCAGAACAACACCGAACCUUUAGCCCUGCCGAAUCAUUCCCCUUAUUUCCCUAUCCUGGAAAUUCGACUAGGGUCGUAGGGUGGGUGGGGCAGCCCUUUCGCCUCUUCUGGGACACGACAGAAAUCACUUCUCUCAUACCAAGCAUCAUUGAGCCAAUCGACCUCACUACGGAUGAACUGAGCGUUGCGAAAUGGAGCGAAAUGCCUCCACGUGUGCCAUGGGGUAUGCCCGGGUAUCUCUUGUCGCACUUGAUGACUGUGGACCCAAAGUUAAAGGUCUUGGAACCUGCGGCAAGAUUCAUCGAAGAGAUUAUUAAGAACACCGUCUCCGGUACCGAUAAAAUCUUUGGCUAUCCACACCUUGAUGUAAGCCAGCUGCAACUUAACCAGAUAUUCUCACUCAUCGCAUAUCUCAUAUCCAACAACCUACUCCACCAAAAUGAGACUCAAGCCUUAUUUCAAUGGGCAAUGAACAAAGGAUUUGGUGGCCAGCUCAGCGCGUUUGGCCAAACAAACUCGGAGCACGUCCGAUCUUACGCAGCGAAAGCUCUACAAACGUGCCAUGCAAGUGGGCAAGACUCUGAACUCUUCUCGGAGAAUCUCCUCGACAUGGUUCGCCAUGUCCUUACCGCAAAGGACCGUAGCUUGUCGCCUCAUCUCUGCUCGCGACUGUUGAGACAGGCCGUUGACUCCGACAACUUGGAACAAGUCAGGUUCUUGGUGUCCAAUGGUGCGGAUGUCAACUGUGUGCAUGAGGACUUCGAGUACAAUGACGUACCCGAGUACGAUACAUUGAGUCACGCUGUUCACUUCGGUUCUCCCGAGAUGUUGAAAUUUUUCAUCAAAUCCGGUGCUAUUGUAACGCCAAAGGCCCUCACUGUUGCGAUGAAACGCGAGAGAAUUGAUAUGGCAGAUAUCUUGUUGCAAGAGGAAGCAAAGAUCAAAACCCUGACAAGCGAAGACUACGGGUUUCUUGCCGAUGCCAGAAAGAAAUCACCAUACGUAUACCAGGCGCUGAGAGAAAGAAGUGGAAAGCAAAAAAUCUUUGAAAUGUUUGAUUUGGUUCAAGCGGCAGAACAGGGGAACGUGAUACUUUCCAAGCUCAUACUUGAGAAAGGCAUUCGUGAAGCGGAACUGGAGGAAGGUUUGUGUGAGGCUAUCAAGCAUGGCAAACAGGCAGCUGUUAUGACAUUCAUCAAUCGAGGAGUAGAUCCCAACGCUCAACGAUCUCGGCGAAUGGGCAAUUGUGGCGGGAACUCGGACGAAGCUGAAGAAUGCUGCCCUAUGCUGGUGGCGAUUGAAAAUCGUCACAUGGAUAGUAUCUAUCUCCUCAUCAAAGCCGGUGCAAAGGUGAAUGAUGAGUUGCUCAUGCGCAUCUGUCACUUGGCUUAUGGUGACCAAGCUGAUGAUUUCUUCUUUAUGCUACUCCAAAGGGGCUAUGAUGUAGCGCUGAUUGGACCAUGCGCGUUGGAACGCUUUGCAUCGCAAGGAGAGAUAUAUAGGUGCGGAAUUUAUCUCGACGCGGGGGCCCCGAUAAAUGAGUACGGUUGUGGAGGGAAAAACGCCUUACAAGUUGCGGCGAAAAAGGGACACCUGGCACUGAUCCAAUAUCUUGUUGACCAUGGAGCAGACGUGAAUUUUCCCGCGAGUGAAAAUUGGGGAGAAACAGCACUUCAAGCUGCAGUCAGCGAAGGCUCGUUGGAGGUUGUCGAGUGGAUCAUUGAAGCGGGCGCCAACGUCAAAGCAGCUCCUGCAACCCAUCACGGAGUCACAGCGCUCGAAGCGGUAGCAGAAAAUGAGCGAGGAAUGCUGUCGCUGCGAAUAUUCAAGCAUUUGCUUGCACUUGGAGCCACAAUCAACCGUCCCGACGGCGCGAGCAGUACUGUUUUGCACCGUCUUAUCCGUUAUGGCCAAGUUGAGUGCCUCGAAGUGGCGCUUGAAGCUGGUGCGCGGAUGGAGGACCGAGAGUCUGCUGAUAGACCGAUGACACCGCUUCAACUUGCCGCAGACAGGAGCGAUGCACAGGCUAUUAUGCUUCUUGUCAGCUAUGGUGCCGAUAUCAACGUUCCCGCUGGCGACAUUCGUGGCCGCACUGCCUUGCAAGCUGCAGCCGAUCCAGGCGCAAUUUCUUUCGUUCAACGAAAUCAAGCUAAUACUACCGCCAAGUCGAAUCUUGAAAUUGUCGAAUAUCUCCUGCUGAACCACGCAGAUGUCAAUGCAGCCGCGGGAAAAGAAUUCGGUCGUACCGCCUUACAGGCAGCAACAUCCUCAAACUUCCCUGAUCUAAGAAUUGUUGCUCUCCUUUUAGAUCACGGCGCAGAUGUCAACGCUGCCCCUGCGAGAAGGGGGGGAGUGUCUGCUCUUCAAGGAGCUGCCAUCAAGGGAGACUUGCAGAUUGCAAGACUUUUGUUGAAACACCACGCCGAUGUAAAUGCAGCUGCAGCUCCCGAGGAAGGCCGCACGGCUGUGGAAGGUGCUGCUGAACAUGGGAGGAUGGACAUGGUGCGGCUGCUUCUCAAUGCUGGUGCAAGGCCUGAUCCAGUCAGCGGGUUUUCGAGAGCGGUUGAACUGGCUGACCAGAACGAUCACUAUGUUAUUGGGGAUUUAUUGAAAGCUGUUGAACAGACUUUUCUGGCCACCGGGUGGAGUAACUUGUUGGAAGCGAGUUCCUGGCCACUGUUGCCAGAUCAGGGGAUGAUCAUGCCUGAAGAGGAAGGGGAAUAUGACAUAUGAGUGGAGGAGAAUUUCCAUGAUUUUUGUUUUUUGUUACGUCUCUAUGGGGUAGUCGAAAAACUUGUUUGUUGAUGAAAGGGUGCAGCAAUGGGG